Penicillium samsonianum is the source of this 1224-nucleotide messenger RNA. Its product is annotated as putative aminotransferase. NCBI's taxonomy places the organism in Eukaryota, Fungi, Ascomycota, Eurotiomycetes, Eurotiales, Aspergillaceae. The record is from RefSeq and is a predicted model, not a curated record. Gene Ontology annotation, biological process: biosynthetic process. The coding region runs from base 1 to 1224 and encodes 407 amino acids. Gene Ontology annotation, molecular function: catalytic activity; pyridoxal phosphate binding. The transcript has 3 exons.
AUGGUGAAGAUCGAAAAGUUUGAAGUUGAUCAUUGGAUCUUAACUCGCAGCACAGCUGUCGAGCACAACCUUGCACAUUCCUACUGUCUUCCUAGAUCAAUCGAUGGUAUACGGGAUGAAUUCAACUCUAAUACAGACGUGGACAUCUUGUCUCCUAUUCUCUCAAAAUCAUUGGACUAUGGCCCUAUGAAAGGAUGUGAAGAUUUACGAUCAAAGAUCUCGCAUUUUUACUCGAGUGAAUCAUUUGGUCAACUGGCGAUGGAAAAUAUUGUCACUACACCUGGCGCAUCAUUGGCAAACUUUCUUGUUUUGUUUUCUUUGCUAGGCCCAGGCGAUCAUGCCAUCGUGCAAUACCCUACAUAUCAACAACUAUACUCCCUCCCGAAAUCCUUCGGGGCGGAUCUGAGCUUUUGGAAAUCAAAAGAGGAUGAUGACUGGAGACUUGAUUUGCCUGAUCUUAAGAGCUUGAUUCGACCGAAUACGAAAAUGAUCAUCAUCAGCAAUCCACAAAACCCGACAGGUGCAAUCAUCGGAAAACAAAAACUCGAAGAGAUUGUGCAAAUUGCAAGAAGUCAUUCUAUAAUUCUCUUCAGCGACGAAGUCUACCGCCCACUUUUCCACUCGAUCUCCCCAGCAGAUCCGGAAUACCCACCCUCGAUCUUAUCAAUGGGUUACGAAAACGUAAUCGCCACGAGCUCCCUAUCCAAAGCAUAUUCUGUAGCCGGGCUGCGCAUUGGAUGGAUCGCGUCCCAUAACCACGAAAUCAUCGAUUUAUGUGUCAAUGCACGCUCAUAUGCCCUCAUCACUGCUAGCCAGAUCGACGAACAUUUUGCGUCUUUUAUACUGAACCCUCUUUAUGCAGACAGAUUGAUAGAUAAGAAUCGCUCCCUGGCAAAACGCAACGUUGACAUUGUUCAGACCUUUAUUGACAGGAAUAGCACAAUCUGUGAAUGGGUCAAGCCCACGGGAGCGCCGAUAGGAUUCAUCAAGUUCACAAGAUCCGCUCAACCCGUUGAUGAUCUGGAUUUUUGCAAUAAACUCCUGGAAAAGAAAGGAGUUCUUCUUGUACCCGGGCAGAAAUGCUUCGGAGAUGAUGUUAAUUUUCCUGGUUACGUUCGUCUUGGCUUUGGAGGUGAUACAAGGCAGCUGGAAGCUGGCCUGGAGGCUAUGCAAGGUUUCCUUGAAAGUGAUUAUAGAGAUGUCCCUCUAUACACUCAACAAUAG